AUGGCGCUCAUGCUGUCCAGGAUCGGCACGACAGCGGCCCACGCGCCCGCGAGGUGGGAGCUGUGUCUCGCCGCCGCGCCCUCGCGCCUCGCAUCAUCGCCAAGGGGGUCGAAAAGCCGUCUCGGUCACACAACGAGCAAUGCAUUUGCCGUCUGGGCCGCACGGCGGGGCUACGCCAGCAGCAGCAGCAGCAGCAGCAGCCUCAUCACAAAGGACAAGCCCGAGGCUAAGAUCGCGGUGCUCGGCGGCGGGCUGACGGGGCUGUCGACGGCCUUGUUCCUCUCCGUCUUUGCGCCCAGGGCCAGCAUCACGCUGUACGAGGCCAAUGACCGCCUGGGCGGCUGGGUGCACACGGUCGACUCCAGGGCCGAGGACGCACAGGGGAGGCCGCACAGCGUGCGGUUUGAACGGGGCCCGAGGGUGGUGCAGCUCAAGGAGGGCGAUGCAAACUCUCGUCUCUAUGUCUUGUUGCUACACCAUCUGGGCAUCGCAGACCAGGCGUGGGCGUUGGGCCAGGAUUCGGAACUGGCGCGCCGCUACAUCUACCACCCAGACCAUCUCAUCGAUCUCACCGGCCCUUCGAAUAGUGACAACCGCCUCAUCAAAACCGCAUCAUUGGCUCGCUUCGCCGGCAGGAUGUUGAAAAACGCCCUGACAGAGCCAGCGCUCAAGGGCUUACUGCCCGCCCUCGCCCAUAUGCUUUCCAACCGGAAGCCGCUGGGCGCCGAGGAGUACUGCCAACGCCUCGUCGACAGCCAGGACGAGUCGAUCGGCAGCUGCCUGACGCGCAUCUUUGGCGGACGCAGCAGUGUGGCCGACAACCUGGCCUCGGCCAUGACACACGGCAUCUACGGCGGCGACAUUUGGAAGCUGAGCAUCCAGUCCACGCUGUUUGCCAGGGCGCAGAUGUUUCCCUACCGGCUCGACAUGCCCAAGCCAUCGAGAGAUUCCAGAUUUUCGGUGGAGAGACUGAGCGACCUGAACAUGAUGACGUUUCUUACCAAGGCCUCGUCGAGGGAAUGUGUGACGACCGGUCAGAGGCUCCUGGGCGGCUACACGGGCUUUUACGGUGGCAUGGAGGCGCUCACAGAGGCGCUGGUGCAGGCUCUGCGCAAGCGGAGCAAUGUCGAGAUAGAGACGGGUAGCUUGGUGGCCGAUGUAGCGCCGUCGCCAAGCAAUCUUGUAGAGGUCAAAACAGCAAAGUCAACGGCAACGUUUGACAAAGUCAUAUCUACGUUGUUCAGCCGGCAGCUGGCUUCAAUCACAGGUGGACUUGUCCCCGCCCUCGAAGAGAAAAAGGGCGCGUCCAUGCAUGUUGUCAACAUCUGGUUCCCCAGAUCCGGGCUGAACCAUCCGCACCACGGCUUCGGGUACCUGAUAUCAUCACAGGCCGACGUCGAACGGGGUCUGCUUGGCGUCCUCUUUGACUCUGAUCGCGAAGGAGCCGUUUGGAGGGAGUGGAAGCAACGGGCAGACGCCGUCGGCGGCAGCAAGGACGAAAAGGCCUCCUCCUCCUCCGUCGCCUAUCAGGAACCCCCAACGGGCACCAAGCUGACGGUCCUCCUGCGCGUGCCCUGGGAGAAUGAACCACCACGGAGUCCCGAACAGGCAGAAGCCAUUGCCCUUGCCCAUGUCCGCCGGCAGUUCGGCAUCGCCGCCGACGAGCCCGUCUACACCCAGGUCAGCACCGCGCGCGACUGCAUCCCGCAGCACGAGGUAGGGCACCAGGAGAGCCUGGCUGCGGCACACGCCCAACUCGAGUCCGCCUUUGGGGGCCGCCUAGCCGUCGCGGGUCCCUCUUACACCGCUCCAGGCAUCCUGCCCUCCAUCCGCGCCGCCUUUGACGUCGCCGCCAGCUGCACUGGAUUGGACGACGCCUACCGCGGACUGGCCCCCUCUGCUCCUGACCACACGCCAGCCGAAUUUGCCCUCGUUGCUGACCCGACUGUAGGUGCCACGGGACUGGGCCGCUUCGCCAACGGCAGGAGGACCAUGUGGGACGACCUCGCCAUAGUUGAUGGCGCCGUCAAGGCAGAUUAUGUGAACAUGAAGAAAGAGUCUCUGCAGCGCAUAAUUGUACCGCGGUUGCAGUUUGGCAGCUUGUCCAAGUCGUCGUAG
Messenger RNA from Pyricularia pennisetigena, 2118 nucleotides. RefSeq lists its product as uncharacterized. Gene Ontology annotation, molecular function: protoporphyrinogen oxidase activity, oxygen as acceptor. The record is from RefSeq and is a predicted model, not a curated record. The coding region runs from base 1 to 2118 and encodes 705 amino acids. The transcript has 3 exons. Lineage: Eukaryota; Fungi; Ascomycota; Sordariomycetes; Magnaporthales; Pyriculariaceae. Gene Ontology annotation, biological process: heme biosynthetic process. Gene Ontology annotation, cellular component: mitochondrial inner membrane.